Molecule: messenger RNA, 1864 nt
Organism: Chrysochloris asiatica (Cape golden mole)
Lineage: Eukaryota; Metazoa; Chordata; Mammalia; Afrosoricida; Chrysochloridae
Gene: PLPPR5
Product: lipid phosphate phosphatase-related protein type 5-like
Exons: 6
Coding region: 202-1167 (321 amino acids)
Biological process (GO): phospholipid metabolic process; signal transduction; phospholipid dephosphorylation
Molecular function (GO): phosphatidate phosphatase activity
Source: RefSeq, a predicted model, not a curated record
GGUCCGGGGGUAGCCGCCUCCUCCGCAGCCAGCCCGCACCUCGAAACCCGGACCCGCCUCCACCUCUUCCACCAGCCGUUCCAUCCCGCCUCCAGCUACCCCCGCCGCCGCGCCCCCGGUGGCUGCCUCGGCGGAGCGGGGAGGGGGCCCGCCGCGUCCGCUGUCCGCCCGGUUCGGCCCAGCCCGGCCAGGGAGGUGUGCAUGCCCCGGCUGCCCGCUGCGCUCACCAGCAGCAUGCUCUAUUUCCAGAUGGUGAUUAUGGCUGGGACGGUGAUGCUGGCGUAUUACUUCGAGUACACGGACACGUUCACCGUCAACGUGCAAGGUUUCUUCUGUCACGACAGCGCCUACCGCAAGCCCUACCCAGGCCCGGAGGACAGCAGCGCCGUGCCCCCCGUUCUCCUCUAUUCGCUGGCCGCUGGGGUUCCAGUGCUCGUGAUAAUAGUUGGAGAAACUGCUGUAUUUUGCCUACAACUAGCUACAAGAGAUUUUGAAAACCAAGAAAAAACUAUUUUAACUGGAGACUGUUGCUAUAUAAAUCCACUGGUGCGCCGAACUGUCCGAUUUCUUGGGAUUUAUACUUUUGGACUGUUUGCUACAGAUAUCUUUGUAAAUGCUGGACAAGUAGUUACAGGAAAUCUGGCUCCACAUUUUCUUGCCCUGUGUAAACCCAACUAUACCGCACUUGGAUGUCAGCAGUAUACACAGUUCAUCAGUGGUGAAGAGGCCUGUACUGGAAACCCAGAUCUCAUCAUGAGAGCAAGGAAAACUUUCCCAUCCAAAGAAGCAGCUCUCAGCAUCUAUGCAGCUAUGUAUCUGGCAAUGUAUAUUACCAACACAAUCAAAACCAAAGGAACAAGACUUGCUAAGCCAGUUCUGUGUUUGGGCUUAAUGUGUUUGGCCUUUCUUACUGGACUCAACAGAGUAGCAGAAUAUCGAAAUCAUUGGUCAGAUGUGAUAGCAGGAUUUCUGGUUGGGAUAUCUAUAGCAGUAUUUCUGGUUGUGUGUGUGGUAAAUAAUUUCAAAGGAAGACAACCAGAAAAUGAGCAUAUACACAUGGAUAAGCUAGCACACAUGCCAAUGAUCAGCAUUCCUCGAGUAGAAAGUCCUUUGGAAAAGGUAACAUCUGUACAGAACCACAUCACCGCCUUUGCGGAGGUCACAUGAUAUUGAAGCAGAUGGUCUUUCACUGCAUUGGACAUCAUCCCUUUUCACAAUUCAUUCGUAGCACCCAAAGUUUGUUUGAUCACAAAAGAAGUUUUUAGAGUCAUCUAAUAAUUUUUAUAAUUUUACAAUCAGUGUCAACCUGUUCCCCCACUAGACUGUGAGCUCCUCAAGGGCAGGACUUUUUUUUUUUUUUUUUUUCUCUGUACUCCCAGUACCUACAAUGCCUAGCACAAAGUAGGUGUUCAAUAAAAAGUUAUUAUCCAGAUGAGCAAAUUUAUUAUUAAAUACAACAUUCACUUUAGUUUCUCACAGUAUCAUUAUGAUUAUGUUAAAAGAGACCUUUGGAGAGUCAUCUGUAUAAGAAAACCCUCUAUUGGAGGCAAGUUAACCUUUUGACUUUUUCAUUUAUCUGUUCAACAGUAUGCCAUAUUUAAUUUGAAGUGGAUUUUGAAAGUCAUGGGGGGUUUAUUUUUAUUAUUCAGCAUGACAUUAUUUCCAUUCUAACAGACUUCAGUGUGUGAAAUUACUUUUAGAAAGUAUGUUCUAUACUAAAAUAAUAUUUGCACAUUAUAUUAUGCUAUAUUUCACUUAUAAUAUCAUUCAUACUAUACAUUCUAAGACUGGUGCUUCCGCUUUUGAGGGGGAAAAUGCCAAUUUUUACUGUAAUAAGUAAUGUAUCAAUUAAAAAUUAUUUAUU